UACCGAUCGGCUGGAAUGAAAAUCAUGCAGUCCAACUUCCAGUACAGCAUGGGAGGUGCGCCGAGAACGAGUUCCGCCCUCGCCAAACCACCGGACGGAGGAUGGGGGUGGUUCGUCGUCUUUGGAUCCUUCAUGAUACACGUAUUCGCUGACGGUGUCACGUACAGUUUUGGAGUAUUUUUUAAAGCUCUCGUAGAAGACUUCAAAGAAGGCCAAGGCCGAACUUCGUGGAUUGCCUCCAUCCUUGUCGGUGUCACGCUGUGCUCAGGUCCACUUUCAAGUGCACUCGUGAACCGAUGGAACUGCAGGGUGGUUACCAUCGCAGGGGCCAUAGUCGCUUCUGCUGGCCUCGUUAUAAGCAUGUUUGCCCAAAAUGUAUUCACCCUUUGGAUCACCGUCGGUCUGAUAACAGGAUUAGGUUUGGGUCUGAUUUAUCUGCCAGCUAUUGUUUGCGUCACAUGCUACUUUGAAAAGUACCGGUCGCUGGCGACUGGAAUAGCAGUCUGCGGCUCUGGGCUGGGAACAUUUAUACUCUCCCCAAUCGUCGAGGUCUUAGUGAAAAAUUUUGGAUGGAGAACUUCCCUUCUCAUCAUUGGCCUCAUGAUGCUCAUCUGCAUCUUCUUUGGGAUGCUGUUCAGGCCACUGCCACCCGACGAGACACCCCCUCCUGAGCAGGAGAUGUUGCAGAUGGAAAACGGCAAAGUAGUCCAAAAUGGUGAAAGAACGAUGCCAAAUGGCCAGAAGAGGCCCCAUAGCAUACACGGCGCAACAAUGGCCAUGAACGUGAGUACUGGUUUGAAUGGUAACGAAAAAGCGAGGCUGGCCUUAUCGCAACCCAUGCUUACCUUCGAACACAGGAAGAGUGCCUUUGGUAGUGGAAUCAUGUACAGAAAAGAUAUUCUUUACAGUGGGAGCACGACAAACAUCCCUCAGCACCAUAAGUCGGCAACGUAUAUCAAUGAUGGAAAACAUGCAUCAGAAGAGGAAAAACUAUUGGUGAUGAAUGGAAUACGUCGAAAGAGCGUUCUACAAGAGGAAAAUUCUAAUGUCAUCUGUGGUUGCAUCCCUUGCGCAGAAGAGACAACAGACACCCUCAAUGAAAUGCUCGACUUCUCUCUUUUCAAAGACCCACUGUUUAUUAUUUUCACAGUGUCCAACUUUUUAACCAGCAUCGGUUUUAAUGUGCCUUAUGUGUACAUAGUGUACAUGUCUGUACACCGAGGAGUCAGUGAUACAAAUGCCAGUUAUCUUUUGUCAGUCAUUGGACUGGCCAACACCAUCGGAAGGAUAGCUUUGGGAUACAUCUCAGACAAACCAUGGGUUAACCGACUUUAUGUUUAUAACACCUGCCUUGCUGUUUGUGGAAUAGGUACAGCAGCAUGUAUUCUGUGUGAAAACUACAUCAGCUUUGCCGUGUACGCUUUUGUAUUUGGUUUUACAUCUGGAGCGUACGUUGGACUUACAUCUGUAGUACUUGUUGAUCUUCUUGGCUUGGAUAAAUUAACAAACGCCUUUGGACUUUUGCUAUUGUUCCAAGGUCUUGCCUCUUUAGUAGGUCCGCCAAUUACAGGAGGGUUGUACGACUGGACUAAUUCGUACACACCAGGCUUCGUCUUUUCUGGGAUGAUGAUAAUGUUCAGUGGUCUGAUGCUCUUUAUGAUUCCUUCUUUGAGGAGAUACGUCGAGAAGAAGGAAUCGCAAAAAGCGGCAAAUGGCAAUGUCGUCAGAAGUUAACAAAACCCGUUGACAUUUGAAACAAACAAAAAAGGAAAAUUUUGUUCUGAUUUUGUACCAAAGUUCUUCCUAGUUAAUUAAGAAACUGUACCUACAUUUUUUCUGUGAAUAUGCGGUUACAAGGGACUGCUCUGUAAUUUCCAUAUAUUUUCCUUUUUAAGUUGUAAUGUAUUUUAUUAAUUACUUAAAUUUUAGCAGUAUAGAUUGUAAGUUGUAAGUGCAAAUUGUUAAGACUGACUUGUGAUGAUGAUAUUUAAAAAAAAAA
Cimex lectularius (bed bug) is the source of this 1999-nucleotide messenger RNA. It is a transcript of the gene Mct1, whose product is annotated as monocarboxylate transporter 9. NCBI's taxonomy places the organism in Eukaryota, Metazoa, Arthropoda, Insecta, Hemiptera, Cimicidae. The record is from RefSeq and is a predicted model, not a curated record. Gene Ontology annotation, biological process: transmembrane transport; monocarboxylic acid transport. Bases 16 to 1734 code for a protein of 572 amino acids. Gene Ontology annotation, molecular function: monocarboxylic acid transmembrane transporter activity. The transcript is spliced from 11 exons.